This is a messenger RNA of Dicrocoelium dendriticum, 282 nucleotides long. The record is from the annotation of a GenBank genome assembly. NCBI's taxonomy places the organism in Eukaryota, Metazoa, Platyhelminthes, Trematoda, Plagiorchiida, Dicrocoeliidae.
AUGAACUGGUUGCUUGAUGUCAGCUGCAGUCUUUUGUCAGUUACGGUGGCAGGGAACAACCUGCUGAAAAUAAUCGACGUGAAAACUCCCUUCGGAAUAAAUAUGCCAACAUACUGCGGAAUGCAACCUGAAGCGUUUGAAAGGUUAGGCUCUUCGACCAAAGAGCAUUAUGUCCGCUUAGCUGAGGACGUCACAACAAUUGAGCCCAUGGAUCAAAUCAACGGUGUGCUUUUGACCCCCCAAAGCAACAGCUUUUCUCCGUUAAAGCUAGAGGCGCAAUGA